Messenger RNA from Corylus avellana, 991 nucleotides. Its product is annotated as WUSCHEL-related homeobox 6. Gene Ontology annotation, molecular function: DNA-binding transcription factor activity; DNA binding. Lineage: Eukaryota; Viridiplantae; Streptophyta; Magnoliopsida; Fagales; Betulaceae. The record is from RefSeq and is a predicted model, not a curated record. Gene Ontology annotation, biological process: plant organ development.
UGGUCUUCAAGCUAUACCUUUGAUCUUUCUCCCCCAAUUAUGCGCAUAUAUAUAUAGGGUUUUUGCUACUUCAUCAUUUGUAUAAUGGCUUGUGCUGAUGAUCAUCAUGAAGUCUCACACUCAUCUCUCACUUCCACAAAGACUCUCAUCUCUCCAACAUUCACCCCUCAUUACACAAAUCUUUUCCCACCCAAUCACAACCCUGCAGGUAAUGUAAGGCAUGAAGAAAGAAGGAGAAUUUUGAAAAAGAAACCAUUAAUGGGAAGUAGUUCACGGUGGAAUCCAACGACGGAGCAGCUGCUAGCCCUUGAGGAGUUGUAUCGUCGUGGAACACGAACUCCAACGGCAGAGCAAAUCCAGCAGAUUGCAGCAUAUCUUCGACGCUUCGGUAGGAUUGAAGAGAAGAAUGUUUUCUACUGGUUUCAAAAUCACAAAGCUAGAGAGCGCCAGAAACGCCGCCGUACUGAAAUGGCAUCACUACACUUCCCAGAUCAGCAACAACAUCAUAGCAUUAAUAAAAGUCUACAUAAACAAGAAUCAGUGAUGAUCAGGAGGACAGGUUCAGAAGUUAAACACAUGACAAAGAAGUGGGCACCUCUUUUAGACUGCUGUAUUCUUAUGGAGGAAUCUGCUAAUUCGAUGCAUAGAGCAGCAAUAACAGAAAGAGAGACAAAGAGCACAGUUGGAAGGCAUCAUGGUACGUGGCAAAGCAUACAGAUGCCUUGUCCUCGGCCUCCUCCUUCCAUCCAGACAUUGACCUCAACCUUAUCAGACACAAAGCUCUCAAACACUUGUCAUUAUGGUAUGUUAUUCACACCCACUAAAGAGGAUCAAAUUAGAAGAGAAUCUAUAACUCUUAACCUCUUUCCGGCGCCCCAUGGUUAUGAUUCUGAUGGCAAUUGUAUCACCGGAGAGGACACAAAAGAGCUGCCUAUCCCAAUCACUAGGGACCAAUUUUUUGAGUUUCUUCCUCUCAAGAACUGAAGAAAAC